Molecule: messenger RNA, 852 nt
Organism: Hyposmocoma kahamanoa
Lineage: Eukaryota; Metazoa; Arthropoda; Insecta; Lepidoptera; Cosmopterigidae
Product: protein artemis-like
Exons: 4
Coding region: 1-837 (278 amino acids)
Biological process (GO): interstrand cross-link repair; double-strand break repair via nonhomologous end joining; protection from non-homologous end joining at telomere
Molecular function (GO): 5'-3' DNA exonuclease activity; damaged DNA binding
Source: RefSeq, a predicted model, not a curated record
AUGAUUAAAAGUUCAUUUCACGGUGUAAUAGAUGAAAUUCCCGGUAUUUCUGUGGAUAACUUCGAGAGGGCUGAUGCAGUGCAGGCUAGAGCCUACUUCCUCAGUCAUUGCCAUUCAGAUCACACCCAGGGUCUGUUCACAAAGGAGUUGAUAGAAACUCUGGAGAGAACUCGCGCAUGUCUCUACAUGUCCGAACCUACAGCUGCCAUUAUUGAGGAUGAAAAUAAUGACGAGAGAUUAUUAAAGUACAUUAAAAUUUUACCAUUGGGGCGAAACUCGAUAAUUCUACCACCUUCACCGUCACAAAACUUACCUGAAUUGUAUCUAACGGUGACUCUUAUAACCGCUGCUCACAGUUUUGGUUCUGUCAUGUUUCUCUUUCAAACAACAAACAAGAAUGUUCUUUUUACUGGAGACUUCCGUAUUUCAAACAAUAAUGUGUCUAAAUAUACAUAUUUUCAUGAUAAAAACGGAGAUGCCAUACACCUGGAUGCUUUGUAUGUAGACACAACAUUUUUAGAUGAGUAUACACCGUCUCCAGAAAGGCCUCCAGAUGCAAUAGACAAAUUGCAUGAAGUUAUAAGUCAAUUGGCGACGGCUAAACACAACCCUAUUUACAGAGCACAGGAGGAAUACCAAAUAAAGCCAGAAAUAGUCCAUUUCAGAUCAGCGAACCCCGCGCUAAAAUUCGAAAUAAACUCCGAUAGCAUCGUAAGGGUAAUACAAGACCUGCUCACGAGCAAUGCGGUGAAACAGUACACAGACAUAGCAGCUAAAAAAGCUGCGGUUGUCUAUCGCACAAUCAAAGAGGAGAUGCGAAAGGAAGAUUUGGAGUAAUUUAAAUAAAUUGUU